UGGCUCUCUGCGUGGGGGCCAGCACCCACCUUGCCCAGUGCCAGCCCUGGCUCCUGGGGAGAGUGGAGUAGGCUGGCACCCUGGGUGGGUGGUGAGGACCUGGUGUGAGCGACCACAGCUGUACGGGGCCGUGGCAGGGUGAGGGGGCUUCCCUGCAAAGGGCUUCUCCAAAGAGGGGCUGAGUCCAUCCCCCUUGCUGUCCCCAGGCAAGACCCGUCCUUGUCCCUGGUGCAGGGAGAGCUGCUCUUCUAAGCAACCAAAUCCAGGGUCUUGCAACUCUCUGCCCUCCAUCCCCCCUCUCCCUCCUCCAGUGCCAUCUCUCCAUCCCGGCCACUAACCUCUCCCUGGGGACAGCCCAGCUAAUCCAGGCAGCCACUUGUCGCCAUAAAUCCUCUGGUGUCCUCACCCUCCUUCCCCUCUCUGCCCCUCUGAGCCCAAAAGCCCUUCACCUGGCAGCAGGAGAAACCUGUGGCCGGGUUAUUUGUGCUGCCUACAAACAGCUGGUUCCUAUUAAGGCUUCAGCCCGGCGAUAGGAAAGAACGUGAGCAUCUCUCUGAGGCAGAGAGCAUUAGUGCAGUAGAAGGCAGGAGACAAGCACAGCUCCAGCCCAGGCUCAGCUGAGAGCCCAGCACCUCCCUGCCAUGGGCUGAGCUCUGCCACCAGCCCUUGGGGUGGCUGAGGCAGAGGAAGAGGACAGCUGUGAGCCUUCAUCACCCCACCGUGAUGUUACCUGCCCAGGAGCUGCUGGGGAAGCCGCCGGUGCCCCGGAGCCAUGGGGUGGGCACAGUGGGAUUUCAUCUUCCAGAAGGAGCUGUUUGCUGCCAGAGACACGGACCCCAUGCACAACCUCUCUACUCAGCCCUGGCAGGCGAAGAUGGCAAACCUGACCUAUGACAACUUCACCCUGGGCAACCGCUCCGAGGUGACCAUCCAGCCUCCCACCAACUACAAGACGGUGGAGCUGGUUUUCAUCGCCACGGUCACCGGCUCGCUCAGCCUGGUCACCGUGGUGGGGAACAUCCUGGUGAUGCUGUCCAUCAAGGUGAACCGCCAGCUCCAGACUGUCAACAACUACUUCCUCUUCAGCCUGGCCUGUGCAGACCUCAUCAUCGGAGUCUUCUCCAUGAACCUCUACACAGUCUACAUCAUCAAAGGCUACUGGCCGCUGGGGGCCGUGGUGUGCGACCUGUGGUUGGCCCUGGACUAUGUGGUGAGCAAUGCCUCUGUCAUGAACUUACUCAUCAUCAGCUUUGACCGGUAUUUCUGUGUCACCAAGCCGCUGACAUACCCGGCCAGGAGGACCACCAAGAUGGCGGGGCUAAUGAUCGCGGCUGCGUGGAUAUUGUCCUUCAUUCUCUGGGCCCCUGCCAUCUUGUUCUGGCAGUUCAUUGUGGGCAAGAGGACAGUCCCUGAGAGGGAGUGCUACAUCCAAUUCCUCUCCAACCCAGCGGUGACCUUCGGCACGGCCAUCGCUGCUUUCUACCUGCCCGUAGUCAUCAUGACGGUGCUGUACAUCCACAUCUCCCUGGCCAGCAGGAGCAGGGUGAGGAGACACAAGCCUGAAAGCAGGAAAGAGAGGAAAGGCAAGUCCAUCAGCUUCUUCAAGGGCCCCGUGGUCAAACAGAACAACAAUAACUCCCCCAAGAGAGCGGUGGAGGUGAAGGAGGAGGUGAGGAAUGGGAAAGUGGAUGACCAGCCCUCAGCACAGACAGAGGCCACUGGCCAUCAGGAGGAGAAGGAGACCUCCAACGAGUCCAGCACGGUCAGCAUGACCCAGACCACAAAAGACAAGCCCACAGCAGAAAUCUUGCCAGCAGGGCAAGGACAGAGCCCGUCCCACCCCCGGGUGAACCCGACUUCCAAGUGGUCCAAGAUCAAGAUUGUCACCAAGCAGAGUGGGACCGAAUGCGUCACCGCCAUUGAGAUCGUCCCGGCUAAGGCAGGAGGCUCUGAGCACAACUCCCUGGCCAACAGUCGCCCAGUCAACGUUGCCAGGAAGUUUGCCAGCAUCGCCAGGAGCCAAGUACGGAAGAAGCGCCAGAUGGCAGCCCGGGAGAAGAAAGUCACCCGCACCAUUUUUGCUAUCCUGCUAGCCUUCAUACUCACAUGGACUCCAUACAACGUGAUGGUCCUCAUUAACACCUUCUGUGAGACCUGCGUACCCGACACGGUGUGGUCCAUCGGCUACUGGCUCUGUUACGUCAACAGCACCAUCAACCCGGCCUGCUAUGCCCUCUGCAAUGCCACUUUCAAGAAAACCUUCAAGCACCUUCUCAUGUGCCAGUACAGGAACAUUGGCACAGCCAGAUAAGCUGGCACUCAGGGACCACUUCAGCAACGUUACGGAAGCCCUUCCCUUUGCCGAGGAGGUGGGGUGUGUCCUCUGCUCCCCACUCACAACAGUGCAGACUGUGCAGUGAUUGCAGGUGAUGCCCUUCAUCCAAUGCUGACAAAGGUCCAAGGCACCCCUGAGCUGCAGCUCCUUCCAGUCACCCUGGGACCUGGGGACUAGCUUGGGGAGCCAGUGGGAAAGUCGGAGGUAAGAGGAGGAGAUGUGGUCACCAGGAGCCUUUCCCAGCUCCCUGCUCUCGAGAGGCUGGCCCAAUGUUUGCCCUAGGACUGAAUGCCUCGUCUCCCCCAUGACUGACUGUCUCCAGGGCAUCAGAGCUUGUCUGCUGGAUGCUGGAUGCUUUCAAUAGACACUUAAACCAUUCAUUACCCCAAAAAAUGAAAAGAAACCAGGGCCAAAUAUUUGCCAGCCCUCUUGGACCAGGCUGGCUUGGGGCGUACUCAUUGGGAGUCCUGCUGGCCCAGCCAGGCAGUCGAGAUGGCACCCCAGCAGAUGUGGCAAGCUCCUUUCUUUCCCUUCAGAGACACCAUUGGACAUCCUCAUCCAUGGACCAGGAGGAGAAAUUUUUCCUUGGGCUUUGUCUAUGCUCUCCCCUUCCUGCCCUCGGCCAGCAAUUGGCUGGACGCACAGACAGACCAACCAAGCAUCUCCCUCCUGGGUGAGGAGGAUGAAACCCAGCCACCUCCUCCAAAGAUGGAAACUAAAACUGUGAAGAAAAGCAAGUGGUGUGGUGCAGGACUUCUCUCCAUGGCAUGGGGGAACGUGGCCCCUGAGAAGUGGGCAGCAGCAACAGGGAAAAUAACUGGCUUUGGGAGGGAUGGGAGGAGCUGGGUGGUCUCAGAGGGGGUCGGGAAGAGGGUCUGCGAUGUGGCAUGGGUGCCCUGUGUCUCAUCUGAGCCCUGAGUAGGUCCCCGUGGCCGGUGUAGGGAGGCCUGGUGCACGGAUCCGGAGGUAGGAGAGGAUGGUGGUGGCCCCCCCAGCCCCGCUCGUGCCCUGGGAGGUCCAGGGGAGGCCGAAGGAGCUGGCUGCUGAGCUUUGUAAAUGGAUAUAACCCUGUCGUCGGUGUUGUGGUGGAGCCCUCAGCAUGCAGGCUUCAGCCAGCAUCUCCAGCCCCCCUCCCAGCCCCCCUGUGUGCGCAGCCCAGACCAUCCCAGGGCUCCUCCUCAGCUUCUCCCAAAGUCGGGUCACCACAAAUCUUGUGGGCACAGCCAGGUGCAGCCAAGGGACAGGAUGGGGCUGUGCUGGCACUGGCAACCGCCGCAUCUGUACGUCCUUCCUGUCCCCACACCAGGGUGAUGAUGUGCAACCUGGAGAAAGAGUCCCCAGGUGGGGACCUCCCAUCUCCACUGCCUUUAGGAUAAUUCACAUCGUGGUGCCCAAGAUGUCCGGCGGGCUUUUGUUUGGUUUUUAUUUUUGUU
Molecule: messenger RNA, 3768 nt
Organism: Calidris pugnax (ruff)
Lineage: Eukaryota; Metazoa; Chordata; Aves; Charadriiformes; Scolopacidae
Gene: CHRM4
Product: cholinergic receptor, muscarinic 4
Exons: 3
Coding region: 773-2311 (512 amino acids)
Biological process (GO): G protein-coupled receptor signaling pathway, coupled to cyclic nucleotide second messenger; regulation of locomotion; chemical synaptic transmission
Cellular component (GO): plasma membrane; dendrite; synapse
Molecular function (GO): G protein-coupled serotonin receptor activity; G protein-coupled acetylcholine receptor activity
Source: RefSeq, a predicted model, not a curated record